Mercurialis annua (annual mercury) is the source of this 1202-nucleotide messenger RNA. RefSeq lists its product as uncharacterized. The coding region runs from base 180 to 1007 and encodes 275 amino acids. Gene Ontology annotation, molecular function: peptidase activity. NCBI's taxonomy places the organism in Eukaryota, Viridiplantae, Streptophyta, Magnoliopsida, Malpighiales, Euphorbiaceae. Gene Ontology annotation, biological process: protein modification by small protein removal. The record is from RefSeq and is a predicted model, not a curated record. The transcript is spliced from 5 exons.
AUUCAAAACUCUUUGGUCGCACCUAUAAAACGUAACGCCACGCCACCCCUCUCUUCAAUUCCUUGCUUGCUUUUACUCACGCCAACUAACUCAAAAUUAUUCACAGAAACAGACUUAGCUACGCCAUUUAUUCUUCUCCAAAACGUUGAUUUCAGAAGUUUAUUCGGAUUCAGAGAGAUAUGGCUGAGGAUGGUUACAAGGUUAUUUUGAAUGUGUAUGAUCUUAGCCAAGGAUUGGCGCGGCAGCUUUCGACUACAUUCUUGGGCAAAGCUAUUGAGGGUAUUUGGCAUACUGGAGUGGUGGUAUAUGGUUAUGAAUAUUAUUUUGGGGGAGGUAUACAGCAUGACCCUGCUGGAAGAACCCCAUAUGGAACACCAGUCAAAGUGGUAGAUUUGGGUGUUACACAUGUUCCCCAGGAUGUAUUUGAAAUGUAUUUGCAAGAAAUCGGACCUCGGUAUACAGCUGAGAAAUACAGCCUGCUUACUCACAAUUGUAACAACUUUAGCAAUGAGGUCGCACAAUUUUUGGUGGGUGUGACCAUUCCAGAUUAUGUUCUUCAACUCCCUACUGAAGUUAUGAACAGUCCAAUGGGUGCACUUAUAAUGCCCAUGAUACAAAAUCUGGAGUCAACAUUGAGAGCUGGAGCAGUACCACAAGUUCCACAAUUUAGGAAUGCAUCGAUAAACCAACCCACAGCUGCAGCAACAACUACUGUUAACACUUCCUCGGUCAAAGUGGCUAAUGGUGAAGUGGAAUCGUCAAAAAUAUCGGAGAAGGCAAUACCUCCAGCUGUUAAACCUGCAGAAACAGCAAAGAAGAUUACAGCUAACGGGGUUUCAGGAGAUCCUCUCGGGGAUGCUCGAAGUAAGUUGCAGGAGGAGAUAAGUAUUGAAUUCAAGAAUCUCAUGGGCACGGGAGAAUUCCGUGCAAGUGAAGCUGCAACUAUUGCUACUAAGAGAGUUAUGCAAAGAUAUAAGAAUCUGAAUGUCGCAACUCAACAGAGUUAGAAAUUUGCGACAGAAAUUGAAGAUAUGUAGUGUUUGCCAAUCUGAACCUUCAGUUGGCAAUUCGUCAUUAUUUUUAUGAUGUACUAUGACCCUAAUUGGCACAUUGCCUUUCCUUCGAUGGCUCUUGUAUUUGAUAUUUCCCAUUGUGCAUGGGAAAAUGAAAUUUCUUUUUAGAAAGAGGUUGAAGGGAUAUAA